ACUAUAAAAAAAACUGGUCCGAAGUGUCAAGUCUAACCUAACCUAAAAAGUCUCAAACAGGAACUCAAAACCUAAUAUAAUUGCGUUAUCCAUAAUCACAUUAGGCACACAAUGACAGACUUGCCAGAUUUUUCGAGUCCUAAAGGUGCUGAUUCGGAGCUUCAAGACUUCUUGUUAGCGGAGAAACAGAAAGCUCAGUUUCAUGCUCAGAUACACGAGUUUAAUGACUUUUGCUGGGACAAAUGUGUGGAUAAACCGGGAGCAAAAUUAGACUCGAGAACAGAGACUUGUAUUACAAAUUGUGUUGAAAGAUUUAUUGAUGUCUCAUUACUUAUUACCAAUAGAUUUGCCCAAAUGUUGGAAAAGGGUGGUGGUAUGCAGUAAACUAUCUAAUUAAUGUAUCUAAUGAAUGUUUAAAUUGUUUGAAAGGUUGAUUAACAAUGUUAUGAGAAGUAGUAUUGUUACAUUAAUUUUGUUUUAGUCAGUAAGAUGAAAUAAAAGUUUUAGUUUUUAAA
This is a messenger RNA of Pieris napi, 515 nucleotides long. RefSeq names its product mitochondrial import inner membrane translocase subunit Tim8 (gene Tim8). Lineage: Eukaryota; Metazoa; Arthropoda; Insecta; Lepidoptera; Pieridae. The record is from RefSeq and is a predicted model, not a curated record. The transcript has 2 exons. Bases 112 to 384 code for a protein of 90 amino acids.